This is a messenger RNA of Myiozetetes cayanensis, 6978 nucleotides long. It is a transcript of the gene ZBTB20, whose product is annotated as zinc finger and BTB domain containing 20. Gene Ontology annotation, biological process: regulation of transcription by RNA polymerase II. The transcript has 7 exons. Gene Ontology annotation, molecular function: DNA-binding transcription factor activity, RNA polymerase II-specific; RNA polymerase II cis-regulatory region sequence-specific DNA binding; protein binding. NCBI's taxonomy places the organism in Eukaryota, Metazoa, Chordata, Aves, Passeriformes, Tyrannidae. The record is from RefSeq and is a predicted model, not a curated record. Bases 3862 to 5874 code for a protein of 670 amino acids.
UAUAUACACGGUUGAACAGCAACCAGAAUGAGGGAAUUUUGUGUUUUCUGCAGAAUGGAAAUCUAAUUUUAAUUUAUGGAGGAGAGGGUGAUUUGACUUGACCAGAUGCUAGACAUGCAACCUGUGAAACUUCUGUCUCCCUAAAUUCAUAGGCAAAAUAGGCAAAAGGGAUGGUUUGAACAGUUUCCGAAAUGAGAUGUUAAUAUUCAGUUUUAAUGACUUCACAACUUAAAAAGACUGCUAUUUUAUUUUUAAACAUAAGCUGUUUGAGUCCUGCCUCUAUGGAGAUCUAUGCCUUAGUUUUUUUAAAUUCAAGUUUGUUUUUUUAGAGAAAAGGUUAAAUAUGAACACUAAAGAUUUAAAAACAACAACAAAAAUGAAAGCAGCUCUACAUUAAUUUUUAUUUUAAAAUUUCAUUAUUUUUCUUCCCUGACACACACUUGGGGUAUAUUUGAAAAAUAGCUAGCUAAAUGAUUUUUCUGAAACCAGCAAUGUGCUGAAUUAGCUACGGUAGGCUUUUUAUCUAGCAAUUAUUCUGCAAGGUUUCCUCCCUCCCUCCCUUCCUCAGAACAGUCAUUUUUUGCAACUCUCACACUUUGGUUGAAGUUUAUGACAAUUUUGUGUCCUUCACUAUCAGUAAUUCAUUGCUACUGCCUUCAGUAGUUUCACUGGUCUUUUUGCCUUGCGGAAGUCCCUAGAAAAUGAUGUAAAAAGCAAUAUUUUUCAAAUAGUUGUAACAAAAGUAUCGGGCCUAGCUGCACUGAAUGUUCCUGCAGUCCUCCUUUUCGAAGUUCUUAUCUUCCAUGUUCACAGUAAACAAAGCAGAUGGUUCAUUUCUCCCAUUAGAGAACCUCUAUAUUCUUGCCAUUGCUGUUAAACCUGAUGCCUGCAAGUGGGCCAUGACACUUGCAGGGAAGGAUCACUGAAGUCCAGUGGUGUAGAGGAGUUGUCGGGAUGUGUGCAGUGCUCAGAGCAGGGUCAACACCUCGAUGUCCUUUACUGCUUCUUCUGUACAGUGGUUAAUGUUUUCCUGUUGUCACUAAAUGUAGCGAGGACUCUGAACUGAGUGCCUUCAUCAGUGUGAGCCCCAUGAGAGGAUGUACCGUGCCACCUGCCAGAACCCCUUUGGGGUUUCCUGGAUGUCUGGUCUCAUUGCUGCUGAAUGCUGGUGGCUGGGGUGGGAAGGAUGGAUAAGCUUUCUUCACCUUGUUGAUGCAGAGCCUUAAAAACAACUCUUUAGGAUGUGACCUUUAAUAUCUGUAGCAGAAGAGAGCAAUGAACUAGACUUGAUGAUCCGGAAAGUGUGCUCCAGGGCAAAAUCUUGUAAAAAACCUAACUAUUUCAGUUAGUUCAGUUUCUGUGGGGAGUCAAUUUGGGGUAUUAUUUCAUAAUUUCAACUGAAGAAGCCUCUAACUAGUUUGACUUUUAGGAUGCAUGAUGAAACUCACCCCUUUAGGGAAGUUCUUGCAGAGACAAGAUACAAGGAAAGUUUGCUUGUCUAAGCAGCAGAGAAGGUUGCUUGCUCACGAGUUUGUGCUGAUUUAUGUGUGACUGGUUGCAGCAGAAUAGAUGGACUGUGCUGUGAACAAGAGAAAAAUACACUCAAUUGAUAAUGUUUUAAAUCAAAAUAAAUAAUAAUGUUUUCUUUGUGGAAAGACUGUGGAAAUAUAUUGACAGAAAACAAUGCAGAAAGAAUCUGAAACCACCUUUGCCCACAGUUUCCACUGCAUAUGUUUCUUAAACUCUUUUUCUGCUCACAGUUUUUAUUAAAUAUCCUGGUUGCCUUAGGCCCAUUACAUGACUGGAACAAAAAAAAAAAAAAUGGCAAAGUUUCAAUCUCGUCUUCUAGGAUACAUCUAAAUAUACAUUUCUGAUUAUAAAGUGUCAGUCACCACUGAGGCUGGAAAUGGCCUGUUCUGCUUUGAGGAAGGGAGAGGCAGAUCACUAAUGGUUGCUCGGGCUGUCAUGUUUCUGAGAAUCAGCUGUUUUUUCUUUAUGCUGCAAAGAUUAAACAAAGAAUGUUAAACAUUUCCCAAUUUAGCAUUUAUAAUGGAAAGCGGCUGUAGGGCCACAGCUUGCUGCUGCAAGGGCAGGCGUUCAUAUUAGGAGUCGCUUAAAAAGGCUUUUAUUUUCUUUGAAGGCCUAUCCAUUCCUCUCCCAGCCUGGCCGCUGUGCUUUGCAGUCAGGUGGAGGCAGCUUUUAAUUUUUCCUUUCAUUUAAGUAGGAGCUAAUUUACUUUUGGAAAUGAAAGUUAAAGCAUCUCAGCCAUCUGCAAAAUGGAGGAGGAGGCAGUGGGUUUUUUUAACUUUUCAAAUCUCUACGAUUCUUUUUCACACCAACAGGCAAGCAAAAAUUACCUUCCUGAGCUCCUAUUAGUAAUGAUAUGUAGUAUUAAUGAUCUAAUUUCUUAGCUUCAACUCUUUAUCUCAGUUUUUAAAAUAUACCUGUUGGUUAUGUUCAGUCUCUUUAUACUUGCAUCCAGCUCAGGAGUUUUGAAAUAAGAAGUUGUAGUUUUGAGUGCAGCAAAACCACAUUUUUUGACCUACAGACAGCACAGCUUUUUCUAAAGCAUUUCAUUAAGGAUUCAGUGGAGUGCUGUGACUUUCUGUUUGUCACAGUAAAGGCAAAGGACACUUAAGAGUGACUGGUAAAUGAAAAAAAAAAAAAAAAGGGAGGGGGUUUGACAUUUUUAUAUCCUGUCAUUUUAUAUGCUUUUAUCAUGUUUGUUUAUGAACCUUUCUUACUUUUUAUAGUUUUACUUGAAGAGUCCAUAGUGGACAUAAAUAAAUUGUUCAGCUUUCUUAGUUGAAGCUGAGGAGAAUUUCAGUUUUAUGCAAAUAUGUAUUUUAUUCCCUAUCAAAGUGAAAAAAGUGUUAAUACACUUAGGUUUUUUAACAGAGCAGCUAAAAAUGUCCUUCGUCUGCCUCUCCAUUGGCUAGUUUUCAGAAAUUCAGUAGUUCUCUGUCAUCACAUAGGGACAAGAUCUAAACUUCUUAUAUAAUUAAAACAUUUUCAGAAAAAAUAUUUCUGGUUUCUUGUAUAAAUUGUAAGCACUCUAAAGAAAUCAGAUAUCCAUUUUCUGCCUUCUCCAGACUGCCUGCAAGUAGGUUUUCUUUAAACAAAACAGCCUUGCACUCAGAGCUCACAAACAUUUGUGUAUUACUUAGAUAUCUACAUGAGUAAUUUUACUGGCCUCCUCUAGUAGCUUAAAUAUGUUUGUAAAUGCUUGCCCACCUUUUUGUUUCUUAAGGCAAGCUCUUUGCCUUUUUUUUUUUAAUAACUCAAAGUUUGAGUUUAAAAAAUAUUUCAAUCUUCCUGUGAUUACAUUUCUUACAGAAUGUUGGAAUUUUUGGACUGUGCAUCUGUUUAGGCACAUGGAGAAAGACAAGACUGAGAUCAUCAGUGGUUGGCAGUUUUCCUCAACCUUGCAAGAGAGAGAGAGAUUUGGUUGGAAUGAAACCUUGCUCUCCAUACAGCCUGCUUGAGAUGCAGCAUUGAAAGAUCACUCACAAUCAGAUUGUGGCCUUUUUCUGAAGGAACCAUUUCUGUAUCUUACACACAGCCUCUCUCUGUUCCCUGCCCCAAUGAACGUCUGCACUAGGUCCAAGGCUUGGAGUAAUUUACCUGAAGAGUGAUACCAUUUGGAAACCACUGAAGAAACCCAAGACAGCUGAAAACCAGAAGGCGUCUGAGGAGAAUGAGAUUACUCAGACGAGUGCAUGCAGCGCCAAGCCGGGCCUUCCCUGCCUGAACCUUGAAGCUGUUCCGUCUCUGAGCCCGGCCCUCAUCCACUUUCCACAUUCACCAACAAACCUGCACGCACACACAGGGUCAUCUGAUUGUAACAUCAGUUGCAAGGGGAUGACAGAGCGCAUUCAUAGCAUCAACCUUCACAACUUCAGCAAUUCUGUGCUCGAGACCCUCAACGAGCAGCGCAACCGUGGCCACUUCUGUGACGUGACGGUCCGCAUCCACGGGAGCAUGCUACGCGCCCACCGUUGUGUGCUGGCGGCUGGCAGCCCCUUUUUCCAGGACAAAUUGCUGCUGGGCUACAGUGACAUCGAGAUCCCCUCAGUGGUGUCAGUCCAGUCUGUGCAAAAGCUCAUUGACUUCAUGUACAGCGGGGUGCUGCGGGUCUCCCAGUCAGAGGCCCUCCAAAUCCUCACAGCUGCCAGCAUCCUGCAGAUCAAGACUGUGAUUGAUGAGUGCACAAGGAUUGUCUCACAAAAUGUGGGAGAGGUCUACCCAGUGAUUCAGGAUUCUGGCCAGGAGACACCCAGGGGAACACCCGAAUCAGGCACCUCGGGGCAGAGCACUGACACAGAGUCUGGCUACCUGCAGAGCCAUUCGCAGCACAGUGUGGACAGGAUCUAUUCAGCCCUCUAUGCCUGUUCCAUGCAAAAUGGCAGUGGGGAGCGCUCCUUUUACAGUGGAGCUGUGGUCAGCCACCAUGAAACAGCCCUGGGACUCCCCAGGGACCAUCACAUAGAAGACCCCAGCUGGAUUACCCGGAUCCAUGAACGGUCGCAACAGAUGGAGCGGUACCUCUCCACCACUCCAGAGACCACACACUGCCGCAAGCAACCGCGCCCUGUCCGAAUUCAAACCCUGAUGGGCAACAUCCAUAUUAAGCAGGAGAUGGAGGAUGACUAUGACUACUAUGGCCAACAGAGGGUGCAGAUCCUAGAGCGCAAUGAGUCUGAGGAAUGCACUGAGGACACUGACCAAGCAGAAGGCACUGAGAGUGAGCCCAAAGGGGAGAGUUUUGACUCAGGCGUCAGUUCCUCCAUUGGCACUGAGCCUGAUUCCAUGGAGCAGCAGUUUAUGGCUGCUCUGGGCCGGGAUGGGCAGCAAGAACCUUCUCAAGCAGAUCAAAGUGACGUCCCUGCUGAUGGCACUCAGCCGCAGCAGCAGCAGCAGCAGCAACAUGUAGAUGCCAACUCUUCCUCACCAGAGAGAAGCAAUGACGUUGAAAUGGACAACAAAGUGCUCACAGUCAAUAACAGCACCGAAAAGGGGGCUUUGCAGCCUUCUGUCAACACAACUGUUGCCCAACCAUUGCCAACCACACAGAUCUACUUACGCCAGACAGAAACCCUCACCAGCAAUCUGAGGAUGCCACUGACUCUGACCAGCAACACUCAGGUCAUUGGCACAGCUGGCAACACCUACCUGCCUGCCCUUUUCACCACGCAGUCUGCUGGCAGUGGCCCUAAACCUUUUCUCUUCAGCCUACCCCAGCCUUUAGCUGGCCAACAGACACAGUUUGUGACAGUGUCCCAGCCUGGCCUGUCAACCUUUACUGCCCAGCUGCCAGCCCCACAGCCCUUGGCCCCGUCUGCGGGCCACAGCACAGCGGGUGGGCAAGGCGAAAAAAAGCCUUACGAGUGCACUCUCUGUAACAAGACUUUCACCGCCAAACAGAACUACGUCAAGCACAUGUUUGUACACACAGGUGAGAAACCACACCAAUGCAGCAUCUGUUGGCGCUCCUUCUCUUUAAAGGAUUACCUAAUCAAACACAUGGUGACGCACACCGGCGUGAGGGCGUACCAGUGUAGCAUCUGCAACAAGCGCUUCACCCAGAAGAGCUCCCUUAAUGUGCACAUGCGUCUCCACCGCGGGGAGAAGUCCUACGAGUGCUACAUCUGCAAGAAGAAGUUCUCCCACAAGACCCUGCUGGAGAGGCAUGUGGCUCUGCACAGUGCCACCAACGGCACGCCUGGAGCCACCGGCACCGGCGCAAGGGCCGUCCCCGCCGGGGUGGUGGCCUGCACGGAGGGGACCACGUACGUCUGCUCUGUCUGUCCAGCUAAGUUUGACCAAAUCGAGCAUUUCAACGACCACAUGAGGAUGCAUGUGUCAGACGGAUAAGUAGAAUCUCUCUCUCUCUCUUUGUUAUGAACAACAAAAAUAGAAACAACAACAACAACAAAAAAAAAGAAAGCUAUGGCACUAGAAUUUAAGAAAUUAUUUUUGUUUCAUUUUUACCUUUAUUUUCCUCCUUUUUUUGGGUUCAUUUUGUUUUGUUGUUUUUGUACUACAUGAAGAACUGUUUUUUGCCUGCUGGUACAUUACAUUUCCGGAGGCUGGGUGAAUAAUAAUUUUCCCAACCUCCCUUGGAUGGUGGCCUUAAGGCCAGGUAGUGCUUCAUGAGCUCCACUGGUUGGAUCUCUAGCUACUGGCCUCUAAAUACAACCCUUCUUUACUACAAAAAGCAAACAACAAAAAAAAAUUUAAAAAAAAAAUUAAAAAAAACAGACAGAAAAAUAAUAAAAAAAAAAAUCUUUUUUUCUCACUUGUGAAGAGCACUACAAAAAAAACAAACAAAACAAAAUAUAUUACAAAUCUACAAGGCCUACUGUCAUUAUAAGUACACCGCUUGCAGUGUUUCAAUGGACAUGAUUCACAUUGCUGACCGCUUUUGGACUUCACAGUAUCCAGUUAGAACUGUGGAAUAUUUUGCUUCUGGUUGAGCAGCAACCAGAGGAAACAAGGCCCUGCUGGUUUCCACCACGUGUCUGCUUUUUCACACACACACGCAUCCACAAACACACAAAAGGGCUGAGGGGAAUGCGAGGCAGUGUGGCUUGGAUAGUGUGGAGUCCCUGCAGGGUGAGGAAAAAGAAUCAGAGGUUCCUCACCUGGAUUCUGCUCCAUCCCACGCUCUCUGGCGCACCCUCCCCGCUGCUUUUCUCGUACCACCACCACCACCUUAUAGCAGAAACCAAGAAGAUUCAGACAACGAGCAACGGUGGCUUUUUGUAAUUUAUUCAGUGUCUUCGCUGAGCACAGGGCCUCAGCACAAUCAAGAGGGACUUUCACAGAAGGCAAAGAGAAACACAGAGGAAAAUCAAAGAUAUCAGAGGUUGCAACCUAUGGAUCUAGGUACAAGAGAAGGGUUAGUUCCCACAAUCUUUGCAAAAAAAAAAAAAAAGUUGCAUCAGGAUUUAUUCUUGUGGAAGAAAGAGGAAUAGA